Messenger RNA from Ornithodoros turicata, 1748 nucleotides. RefSeq lists its product as uncharacterized. The record is from RefSeq and is a predicted model, not a curated record. The coding region runs from base 102 to 1559 and encodes 485 amino acids. Lineage: Eukaryota; Metazoa; Arthropoda; Arachnida; Ixodida; Argasidae. The transcript is spliced from 3 exons.
CAUCAUCCAACGGGCACCGCCCGGUGGUUUCCAGGAUCUUUUGAUAACAGAGUUGGCACACAGCGUGGGAACAGUCCAGCAGAUGGGAGCGACGCGUGGAAAUGGUCCAUUUUCCUAUGGAUAUGUGUCACAUCAAGAAAACGACGAAAAAUGCCCAAUGGUCUAUCCUCGUGCUCUGUGCUCACGUUCCCGUCUGCGUUCUGACAGCAGCAAUGCUUGCCCCUCUGCUCGCAUUCGUCAUGCUUAACCCGGACUUUAUCAUCUCUGCGGCGAUGACUGCUCUGCUUCCAGACAAUCUCAUCCACACAUCGAACCAUAGCGAAGCCGUUAAUGAGACUAGCAUGGACCAAUAUCAAGGAGCGCUGUUAACCACCGUGCAGUUGGACAUCAAGCAGGGACGUCCGUACAUGGUCCUUCUCCUCAAAGAGCAUGAAGACGUCCUGUGGACCACCGUCAACGCGCACGAGGAAAGGAUAGCCGAACGUGACGUCGUCGCCACGUACCCUACUCUUGCGGACCAUCGUCAAUACGUCUACGAUGAGGGCGACGUUAAGUCCUCCGGCCGGACUGUUGGUAAACUGCCGCGUGUCUUGCAAAGAGUUGGAAUGAAGUUGAAGGCGUUACGAAGAAGCCUUGGCUUUCAAAAACCUAUGGUUACAAGAAUAUUAUCUGCAGAUUCCCUGACGGCUGAGCAUAGAAGGGUGAAACUGCACAAACAAACCUCCGCGGGCGAUGACAGCCACUCCCAAGCACAUGGUCUACUCGCGAACAGCGGCAGACCCCAAGGUACCUUUGACGCUUACAGAGGAAACCUAACAAGAGACGGCGUCAUACCUCACUUCUUGACCGACGCACCGAACCAACUAAUCAACGUCGACUAUGGCUACGGCCGCAAAAUCCGAAUGGGGAAUUUUUUCGUAGCUCAACGACUCUGGCUGGAACCCUUGAACGUUUCUUUCCCCAUGGAAGAAGGGAACCUGUACACACUCCUUCUUACGGACAUCACCUUCAUGUUCUGGCAGUAUUGGCUGGUGGUGAACAUCGUCACCGAGGACGUGUACUCUGGCGACGAACUGAUCCUCUACAGCGGUCCCUUUCCAACCUCUGGACGUCCACACACUCUGGUCUUCCUCCUCUACUCUCAGGGGACUCGAGUCAUCGACAUUGCACAGUUCAAGACGGAAACGGGCUACGACCUGGCCACCAGAGACCCCAGAGUGCUUGUGCAAGAGUGGAAUCUGGGCGAACCAAUCGCGAUCAAUUAUUUCUUGACGGACGCCGUGCGGGAUGACGUCAGGGCAAUGUUGAUAAACCACAGCGAAAAUAAGAAGAGGAAAAAAAGGCGGGAAGACAUUUUGAAACGGAGGAAGACCAAGGAACCUUUGCUGGAGGCCAAAGGAGACACAGAAGCUGAGCUGAAGCAGCCGGAAGAAGCUAAUGGCGGCCAUAUUCUUGAAUUGUGGUGGCCGCUGUUGCUGAUGUGUUUUAUAGAUGAAUAUUGGAUGUGUGUUCGUGUGUUCUUCACGCAUACCAUGGUGUACUAUGGUGCGUUCCGGUGACCGAGCCUGGAGGACCCUGUUACCAUUCGUGUUUACAUAAUAGGCCACGGUCUGUCAUACGUGACGAAAUGUUUCCCCCCUUGUUACAUGUGCACCCAGGUGUGUCUCAAGGAUCAGCAAUAGGACCAUUAGUGUUUCUCACUAAUGCAUAUAAAUUGUGUUACUGAGAAAAUAAAGCCGCUAACAUAG